UUUCUGGGUCUCCAGAACAUACACCAGGUGCAACGGUCUGCUAGAAUCCCAUUUCCCAUUUUAGUCGUGAAGAAUGCACAUUAGUUAGAUGCUGGCGCGCGCCGUGCGCCAAUAGUUUCCACGAGUACUUUCAACCCAAUCUCCUGGUAUCUCCCCCAGGUAUACAUACAUUCGAUAUAGCAGCUCCUAAGUCACGGCUGGCAUUGCAUCUUUUGGUACUCACGACGCCACUAAUUUAUUCUAGGUACCGAAACUUAGGUAGUUAAAAAGUCGCUGACCGAGACGCCAUGAUGCACCCGAAGCGCGGCGCAGGCUUUAAGCGCGUCAGCCACGGCGACUCGCUCGUGCGAGCGCUUCUCGCGGCGCUCGCCUCCUUCCUCGCCGCAGCGUUCAUCUGCGUCGUUCUCAUCCUCGCUACAGGCGCAUCCGUUACCAUCUUCCCCGUUCCGCCCGUUGUCGUCGCAAAGAAGGCGGCGGAAGCGCAAGGCGGCGGCUCCGCGGGAGGCGCAGGGGCGGCGGCGGGGGAGGCGGGCGGAGCAGCCGCAGGGGGAAGCGGAGGGGCGAACGUGCCGUUUCUGUCGGAUUUCGAUUUAUCGAAGCCGAUUGUAGGGGGGCCGGAGACGAAAAAGCAGACUAUUGAUGAGGCGGAUUUCAACCACGGGGAGGCUGUUUACCAGAUGCACGUGGCCCAGCGCAGCGAGAUGAUGGGCGGAAGCAGGCCCAAGCCGCCCUACCGCGGAUGGAACGCGGGGAAGGUGAAGGAGGUCUUUCUCUCGCCCAUGUAUCCCUGCAGGCGCCAGCAGAAGCUUGCUAGGAGGGGCGAGGCCGCUUGGUGGAUUUGUAACGUUGCGAAGAUUCGCCGCAACCCGCAUCCCAUUAUCUACAGCAUAGGCGCAGUGAGCCUAGACUUUGAAGAUGUGGCUGCGCGAAAGUUCAAGGCAACUUCCUUCAUCAUCAACCCGUUCCUGGAGGCUCGGACCAAGGCUCAGAUCGCCAAGCGGGGGCACCUGCGCCACGUCAGCGUGGGCGUCGGCGCGGCCAAUCAGAUCGAAGCACUGCGCAAGGCUGCGCCUACUAAGGAGUUUCUCACCCUGCACACCAUUAUGAAGGAGCUCAACCACACACAUAUCGACAUUCUCAAGAUCGACUGUGAGCGCUGCGAGGAGGCGGUUAUUCCCGACUUGGUGCAGUUCUUUGGCCGGGAACAGGCCCCUGCAAGCCAAAUUAUCCUCGAGAUUCACCAGACGCACCAUGUGGGCCGCACAACGGAAGUUAUGUUUGCUCUAGAGGACCUCGGUUACCGCCUGUUCCAGGCAGAGCCUGCCUCCAGUUGUAACACGUGUUACCACCUCUCCUUCGUGCACGAAAAAUUUGUGGAUCCACAAGUGCCUUAUCCGCCUGUAUAGGACCUUGGUUACUGCCUGUUACAGGCAGAGGCUGCAAGUUAACAUGUGUUACCCCCCCAUAAAUUCGUGGACCCAUAAGUUUUUUAUCCACCUGUGUAGGGCCUUGUUUUCUGCUUUAUGUAGACACCUUGCCAGCAAUUGUAACGUGUGUUACCGCAUCUUGUUUGUGGGCUGCACCUGCAGGUGGAGCUUUGGUAAGCUUGGUUGCUUGCAGGUGGAAAAUAGGUACUGAGAUUGAAUUGCACAAUGUAG
Molecule: messenger RNA, 1658 nt
Organism: Closterium sp. NIES-67
Lineage: Eukaryota; Viridiplantae; Streptophyta; Zygnematophyceae; Desmidiales; Closteriaceae
Source: the annotation of a GenBank genome assembly